Messenger RNA from Vicia villosa (hairy vetch), 922 nucleotides. RefSeq lists its product with no specific name. The record is from RefSeq and is a predicted model, not a curated record. The coding region runs from base 158 to 649 and encodes 163 amino acids. The transcript has 2 exons. NCBI's taxonomy places the organism in Eukaryota, Viridiplantae, Streptophyta, Magnoliopsida, Fabales, Fabaceae.
CAGUUGGCGCAUUUUGGCACUCAUAGACUGUAGUUGGAACACAGAACGCAAGAAAGCAAAGCAUUGUACUUCGCGGCGGCGACUGUUUCUAUAAAACCUUUCUCCGCCUCCGAUCAUUCAACUCAACUCAACCCAACCAGAACCAAACUCGCCGCUUAUGGAUUCGUGCUCUCCGAUUGCUGAGAAAAAAGAUUGUCAGGUUCCUGUAACUCCUGAUGUUGUCAAAGAAAAUGGUGAUAUCGAAUUGCAGUCUCCUCUUACGCUGACGGUGGUCAGAAAACAGCUUAACGGGACAACCAUUCAUUCCGGCACCAAGGAUGUUGUUUUGGACUCCUUUGCGGAUACUCGCAAGAAUCUCAAUGAUUCCAGGAGCUCUGUUGUACGCCGCCUUCCUUUCCGUGCUGAUUCUCCUUCAGAUCAGGAUAUAUUUGAGUCGCUACAUGAAAAUCUCUUUCAGUUCAUUCUUUCUAAGCAAAUGGAGGAGAGGGUUCUAGCUCCAAUGUCAAAUGUAGAACAAGAUGAAUGUAAAUCACCUCCUCCACAGCUCCGUUUCACAGGAAUUGCUCAUACUUGUCCUCCUGCGCCUCGCAAGCUCAAACAUCAACCCAAGGUCAUUCUGAUGGAGUUAUGCAAGAAGCUUGAAUUCUGACUCUCUGUAGUUGUUAAUUUGCAUUUAAUUAUGUACUGCUGCUGAUUUUGAGAUUCUGUGUCUGAUUAAUUUGUAUCUUACCUAGUUAUUGUUAUUUUUUGAAUGAUACUAUACUUUUAGAGGAAAUAACUGCAUCUGACCAAGCUCAUAUAGAUGGAUGUAGCAGCAGGAUGAGCUUCAAUAUUGUAAACUACACUAAUUAGUUUAGUUUGUGCUUAAUAAAUCAUUCAGAUUCAGUUGAUUUUAAUGGUCAGAUUUGCUGUUGUUAUUUCA